GGAGAGGGACUCGCGGCAGUUCGGAUGCGCAUCGUGCGAGGACGGCGCUUCAGUUAGCGGCGAGCCGCUGUUGGGGUAGGGUUGUUUUAUCGUCGGUUUCGGCAAGUCGGUUUUCGAUCUGCAACCUUCGUUUCCUUCCUUCACUUUUCGUGCCACGGAAUCGUUCGUCGAUUCGUCUCGCCGAUCGGAACGAGACGCGUUCUCGAAGCGAGAGUGAAAUUCGUGACUUUGUUUGAGUGAGAGAGAGGGGGGGAAAAAGAAAAGAAAACUUUUGAAAUAGUGAGUCAGACGGCACCACGGACAGCAAUCCAGUUUUGGUGUGGAAGAGUGCGAGGGUGUAUCUUUUUCGCGAAACGUUUAAACGUAUAUAAUUAUAAAGUCAUCGUAGCUGCAAGUUUCUUGGCCAGUGCCAAUAUCAUGUGAGCGGGUGUGAAUUGACAGAGACGUAUUCAGAGAGACGGAACGACGGAAGUUUUAACUGUGCUCCGAUUUCAACAUGACGCGGAGUGGGGCCUAGGACCGAUCGCGAACCCUUAAUCCCCCUUUCGGCAGAGGGGAAAGUAAAGGUAGGAGGAACGAGAAGAGGUGAAAAAGGAAUCUCCUGGUCGUCAGCAUCGCAUCGGAACAAUUAACGCGACAUCGUAGCGCAUCUCCGAGGGGAAAAAGGCGACAGGACGAGGAACGCGGAGCGGCGUUCGCCAGCAGCAGCGCAGCAUGACGGAGAAACGGAGCUCGCGCCGAAUUUUUCGGCCCUGGGUCGUCCUGACGACGAUCCUGACCGGUCAACUGCUGCUCCUGCAGCAGGCCCGCGGCGAGAUCUACGCUAAGAUGUUCUCCAGCCAGCAGAACCCGAGCGACCCGUGCUACGACGAGGACCGGCCGCGCCGCUGCAUCCCCGACUUUGUGAACGCGGCCUUCGGCGCGACCGUGGAGGCGUCGUCCACGUGCGGCACCGGCGGACCUACCCGCUACUGCGACGUCACCGACGAGCCCGGCGGCACCACCGGCAUCGGCCACUGUCACGUGUGCGACGACAGCACACCCCGACGACGCUUCCCCGCUAGCUAUCUGACCGACCUCAACAACCCGAACAACGUCACCUGCUGGCGCAGCGAGCCGCUCGUCAGCUCGCAGAGCUUCUCGGCGCCGCCCGACAAUGUCACCCUGACCCUCUCGCUUGGCAAGAAGUACGAGCUGACGUACGUCAGUUUGCAGUUUUGCCCGCGCGCCGCCAAGCCGGAUUCCAUCGCGAUCUACAAGUCCAUGGAUUACGGCAAGACCUGGCAACCGUUUCAGUUCUACUCGUCCCAAUGUCGUCGGGUUUACGGCAGGCCGAAUCGCGCGACCAUCACCAAGUCGAACGAGCAGGAGGCUCGGUGCACCGAUAGUCAUCGUUACACCGGCGGGGACGGUCUCGGUCCGGUCGGUAGGAUCGCCUUCAGUACCCUGGAGGGUCGACCGUCAGCCGCGGACUUUGACAACUCGCCGGUGCUGCAGGAUUGGGUGACCGCCACCGACAUUCGGGUGGUGUUCAAUCGGCUGCACAUGCAGCAGCCGUCGAAUCCGGACCAGGUGUCGUCGCUCAACGGCGAGGAGCAUCACGUGGCGGCGAUCGGGCUGGAAGAGCUGACCAAGCGGGAACGGGAGCGCGAGGAGCGGCUCAAGAGCAUGAAGAACACGAUCCUGCACGUGCAGGAUCCGCUGGUGACGGCGUUACCGUCGGUCCAUCAGGUGAUCGCGCCCCAGGAGAUGCAGUCGAACGACGCGAUCGAUCCCGCGGUCCGGGACAUGGGCUUCGUGCCGGUCACCGUUUCCUCGACCACGACCACGCUCGCCAGCGUGGCGAUGAACGGCUUGGGCCCGGCGACCGCCACCAUG
Messenger RNA from Pogonomyrmex barbatus (red harvester ant), 1878 nucleotides. Its product is annotated as netrin-1. NCBI's taxonomy places the organism in Eukaryota, Metazoa, Arthropoda, Insecta, Hymenoptera, Formicidae. Gene Ontology annotation, cellular component: basement membrane. Gene Ontology annotation, biological process: motor neuron axon guidance; animal organ morphogenesis; dendrite development. The record is from RefSeq and is a predicted model, not a curated record. Gene Ontology annotation, molecular function: protein binding.